Calidris pugnax (ruff) is the source of this 1638-nucleotide messenger RNA. RefSeq names its product cathepsin S (gene CTSS). The record is from RefSeq and is a predicted model, not a curated record. Gene Ontology annotation, biological process: immune response. Gene Ontology annotation, molecular function: cysteine-type endopeptidase activity. Lineage: Eukaryota; Metazoa; Chordata; Aves; Charadriiformes; Scolopacidae. The coding region runs from base 228 to 1220 and encodes 330 amino acids. The transcript is spliced from 8 exons. Gene Ontology annotation, cellular component: lysosome.
CAUUUCCUGACUCGUGAUUUGCCUGGGGAGUUGCAGCCACUGUGUGCUGAAGGUCCCGGGUGUCCUGGCCGUGGGGACACCGCAGGGUUUGUCCUCAGCAUCUCUCCUACAGGCGCUGCCGGGGGAGCGGAGCGUCGGGACCCACCACCAGACGAGGGGUCAAGCCCGGCUCCAGCUCCCAGCCACCCUCUCCUGUCGCUCCGGCUCCCCGCUCCCAGCCCAGCGGGAUGAAGCUGGUGGCUGCCAUCGCCUUCCUGGCCAUGUUCAUGGUGGCACUGGGACAACCCGACCCCACGCUGGACUGGCACUGGCAGCUCUGGAAGAAAACCUACGGCAAGGCGUACCCCCACGAGAGAGAGGAAGGGGUCCGACGCGCGACGUGGGAGAAGAACCUGCGCCUGGUGACGCUGCACAACCUGGAGCACUCCCUGGGGCUGCGCUCCUACCAGCUGGGCAUGAACCACCUGGCAGACAUGACCAGUGAGGAGGUGGCAGCUUUGUUGACCGGGUUGCACAUGUCUCCUCGCCCAAAGAGGGUCUCCACGUACCGACCACAGCCCGGCAGCAAAGUCCCAGACACGGUGGACUGGAGGGAGAAGGGAUGCGUCACGGAGGUGAAGAACCAGGGAGCCUGUGGGUCGUGCUGGGCCUUCAGCGCCGUGGGAGCCCUGGAAGCCCAGGUGAAGCUGAAGACGGGGAAGCUGGUGUCCCUGAGCGCCCAGAACCUCGUUGACUGCUCCAUGAUGUACGGGAACAAAGGCUGCAGCGGAGGUUUCAUGACCAGUGCUUUCCAGUACAUCAUCGACAACGAAGGGAUUGACUCGGAUGAGUCCUACCCCUACAAGGCUCAGAACGGGACGUGUCAGUACAACGUUUCCGCAAGAGCUGCCACUUGUUCCAAGUACGUGGAGCUCCCUCACGCCGACGAAGAAGCCCUGAAGGAGGCUGUGGCCAACGUGGGACCAGUCUCUGUCGCCAUUGACGCCACCCAGCCCACCUUCUUCUUGUACAGGUCAGGGGUGUACGAUGACCCCCGGUGCACGCAGGAGGUGAAUCACGGCGUCCUCGUCAUCGGCUACGGCACCCUCAACGAUAAGGACUACUGGCUGGUGAAAAACAGCUGGGGCAAGAGUUUUGGCGACGAGGGCUACAUCCGCAUGUCGAGGAACCACGCCAACCACUGCGGGAUCGCCAGCUACGCCUCCUACCCCCUGAUAUAGACGGGGCCUGGGCUCCACGGGGCUCCCGAGGCUUCAGCUCUUGAACCCCUGACGCGACGCUUUGCCGGGAUCUACUGAUUUCAAGAAUAAUUUUCUGGCUCUGGGGGCACCGUCCCACUGUCGGAACGGCCCGUCCCACCGGUUGGGAGGGAGCCCUUGGCGUGGGAUGAUUGUGAUUUACAGGUACCUUGUGACUUCUUCUGUGGAGGGGGGGGGAAAGGAGUUUUUUUUGGGUUUUUUCCAAGAGUAAAAUUGCAUUAUCUAGAGUUAUAAUGGAGAUGGUGGUUUCCUCUCCCCAGUUCAGCACUGGGUACUGCUGCGAUGACACAGGUGUCGUGGGAUCGUGACGUGAUGUUGGUGAAAUUGCAGAGUUUCUUUGAAAAAAAAAAAUAAAAGAUGGGUUUCGUUGUCCAAAAAA